CGCGCCCGUCCCAGGUCGCGGGCAGAGGAGUUUUGGCCCGCGGGGGGAGCCGUAGUCGUCGCUCUUCCCGCUACGUCACUUCUGGAGCAGCGGCUCAGAGAUGUCUGAGAGGAGGGAAUCGGGAGACGAGAGGGCCUCGUCGGAGAGACCGCGGCCGGCCCCGGUGACCAUCAGCGAUGUGCAGGAGCUGGUGCGGCGGAAGGAUGAGAUCGAGGCGCAGAUCAAGGCCUACUACGACGUGCUGGAGGACCAAAAAGGAGUUGGGAUGAACGAGCCUCUGGUGGACGUCGAGGGCUAUCCUCGAGCAGACGUGGAUGUGUAUCAAGUCCGUACGGCAAGGCACAACAUUAUCUGUCUGCAGAAUGACCACAAAGCCCUGAUGAAGCAGGUAGAAGAAGCCUUGCACCAGCUCCAUGCCAGGGGGAAGGAGAAGCAAGCAAGGGAUGCAGCCGAGGCGCAGAAUGAGGCCUUGAACCAAGGCCAGGGCCCGAGCCAGAGUCCCCCUCGGCCCUUUGCUAAAGUGAACAGCAUCAGCCCGGGCUCUCCUGCCAGCAACUCGGGUCUCCAAGUAGAUGAUGAGAUCGUGGAGUUUGGCUCAGUGAAUGCCCACAACUUCCAGAAUCUGCAGAACAUUGGAACAGUGGUCCAGCACAGUGAAGGGCAUCCGUUGCAUGUGGUAGUGCUCCGGGGAGGCGAGAGGCUCCAGCUGAGGCUUGUCCCCAUGCGCUGGGCUGGGAAAGGACUGCUAGGCUGCAAUAUUAUUCCCUUGCAAAGAUGAUUGCCCUUCAGGACUACGACAGAGAAGGCCUCCGCCUUCCCAUCCCCUGGACCUGGAGGUGGCUGGGAUUUCCCUUCUUCAGCUCCUGCUGGGAACUUAAGGCUUUGCAGUAGCUCUGGAUGGGUGAACUCUCUGUCGGGAGUUGGGGAUGCAGUCCUGGCAGGGGUUUUGACCAACAGUCUGCCUAGAUUAAGGCUUGGUUAAAACUUCACAUUUGUUUAGCAUCUCCUUCAAAUUAUGUCUUGGUCUUUAAUGGAAAUUAUUUUUGCUUUUGGAUGAAUGGGGUAGGAAUUUAAUUUGACAGUAUUUUUACUCUUUUAGAGGUUGCUUUAAUUUUUAAAAAAUUUUGGAUAAGAUGUGAUUUGCAGUGUGCUGCUAUGUUGUCCUGAUACACACAGACACACACACAGAGUCCAUUUAAACCAAAGUGUAUGAGGUCAGAGUCUUCCCAUAGACACUCGUAUAUAAAAAGCUGCCAGUGGAGAUGAGCUGAGCUGUCCAGGCAUUUCUGAAAUUGUAACUUGACUCUUAUUUCCUUAUAUCAUCUCUUCCUAGGUUGGGUCUACUGACCAGAGUAUAAUGAUAUUUAAGCUUAGGGGAGGUAACUUAUCUGGAGCUUGGAUGGCUGGGUUGUGAUAUGGUAAAUCUUGAAUGUCUCUGCAACCUCAAAACAGUUUGUAACCACGGACCAAUCAGUACUGCAACUUUUGGGGCAGGUGCUCGGUCUGAUUGGGAGAUGCAAGUCUUCUGCCUCCACAAGGGGGCAGCAAGGGCCCUACUUCUGAAGUCCGGGUCAGAGGAAUCCACUUUUUUUCUCCCCACAAUUAUCUGUGUCUGGUCCAGCACCCUUCUCUUAAGUUGUAAGAUGGAAAUUGUGAAAGUGGACACUGACAUUAACCGAUGGAAAGUCAGAGUUUUUUAGGGUUGGACACUUUCUAAGAGUUUGAAUUUUUUAAACAUGCACUCUAAUAAAUAUCAGUGAUUGCAAGUUACCACCUGA
This is a messenger RNA of Phascolarctos cinereus (koala), 1778 nucleotides long. RefSeq names its product proteasome 26S subunit, non-ATPase 9 (gene PSMD9). Gene Ontology annotation, cellular component: nucleus; cytoplasm. Gene Ontology annotation, molecular function: protein binding. The record is from RefSeq and is a predicted model, not a curated record. Gene Ontology annotation, biological process: proteasome regulatory particle assembly. Lineage: Eukaryota; Metazoa; Chordata; Mammalia; Diprotodontia; Phascolarctidae.